This is a messenger RNA of Balearica regulorum gibbericeps (East African grey crowned-crane), 1397 nucleotides long. The record is from RefSeq and is a predicted model, not a curated record. Lineage: Eukaryota; Metazoa; Chordata; Aves; Gruiformes; Gruidae.
UUCCUCCAGAUGAUCCUAUCAUCAUGGGGGGACCCAUCAUCAGCCUGAGAGCAGGAGACCCCCUCAACUUGACCUGCCACGCAGACAAUGCCAAGCCAGCAGCCUCCAUCAUCUGGAUGCGGAAAGGAGAAGUCAUCAACGGUGCCACCUACUCCAAGACACUUCUCCGUGACGGCAAGAGGGAGAGUAUCAUGAGCACCCUCUUCAUCGCCCCCUCCGACAUUGAGAACGGCGAGAGCAUCGUCUGCCGUGCCACCAACAAAGCCAUUCCCAGCGGGAAGGAGACCUCUGUCACCAUUGAUAUCCAGCACCCACCCCUGGUGAACUUGUCCGUGGAGCCGCAGCCGGUCCUGGAGGAUAACACUGUGAAGUUCCACUGCUCCGCCAAGGCCAACCCUGCCGUCACCCAGUACAGGUGGGCGAAAAAGGGCCAGGUUAUAAAGGAAGCAUCCGGUGACUUCUACGAAACCAUCGUGGACCACACCUUCUUCUUUGAGCCCGUCUCCUGCGAGGUCACCAAUGCGCUGGGCAGCACAAACAUCAGCAGGACCGUGGACGUCUACUUUGGGCCCAGGAUGGCAACAGAACCACAGUCCCUCCUUGUUGACCUGGGCUCGGACGCGAUCUUCAACUGUGCCUGGACUGGGAACCCAUCUCUCACCAUCGUCUGGAUGAAGCGAGGCUCAGGCGUGGUUUUGAGCAACGAAAACAAGCUGACCCUGAAGUCUGUCCGCCAGGAAGACGCUGGGAAAUACGUGUGCCGAGCCGUGGUCCCGCGGGUUGGCGCGGGGGAACGGGAGGUGACGCUCACCGUCAACGGGCCACCCAUCAUCUCCAGCACCCAGACGCAGCACGCCCUGCAUGGCCAGAAGGGGCAGAUCAAGUGCUUCAUCCGCAGCACCCCGCCACCAGACCGAAUUGCUUGGUCCUGGAAGGAGAACGUCCUGGAAUCUGGGACCUCCGGGCGCUACACGGUGGAGACGGUCAGCACGGACGAGGGUGUUAUCUCCACGCUGACCAUCAGCAACAUCGUCCGGGCUGAUUUCCAAACCAUUUACAACUGCACUGCUUGGAACAGCUUUGGCUCUGACACAGAGAUCAUCCGGCUCAAAGAGCAAGGUACGGAAAUGAAAUCAGGAGCUGGUAUUCAAGCAGAGUCAGUGCCGAUGGCGGUGAUCAUCGGAGUGGCCGUGGGGGCCGGCGUGGCGUUCCUGGUGUUGAUGGCCACCAUCGUCGCCUUCUGCUGCGCCCGUUCCCAGAGGAAUCUGAAAGGCGUGGUUUCUGCCAAGAACGACAUCCGCGUGGAGAUCGUCCACAAGGAGCCGGCCUCGGGCAGGGAGACGGAGGACCACCCAACCAUCAAGCAGCUGAUGGUAAGGAUUUUCUUCUCCCCAUAA